AUGAGUCUGAGUUUGUAUCUGCUUGUAGCCAUCGGCCUGGCAGACGCGCACUGCGUAUCCUUCAGAUACAUUCUUAAUGCGCUCGAGCAAGAGCUGCACUACGAAGCGAUUCUUCUAUUAGAAAGUUCGAGUGAAAGUGAACCCUGUUGGAGGCACGAGUACUUUCAAGGAGCGGUGCCCAUUCUAAGCUUCAACGCCAAUCAAAGUUUGUAUCUUAAAGAUGCGUUUAACACAAACAUACUGGCACUAGCUUGCCUGAACGGAAACGAAGUGCGUACCAUGCAGGCUCUCUAUGAGAAUCUCCAGGAUAUGCGCGAUACGCCCACCAUACUGUUCGUCCUGUCGGACUCCGAAGUCCAGGAUGUCUUGCUGGAGUGUCUGAGAAGAAAAAUGCUCAAUGUGUUGGCUUUCAAAGGCUCAAACAGGCAGUUCGUCUACAGCUUUCGGGCAUUCCCCGAGUUUCGAAUCAUAAAACGCAAUGUAAAGGACAUCCCUCGGUACUUCGAGCCCCAACUAGAAGAUCUGGGUGGCUACAGCCUCAGUGCUCUGCCCGACAACAUUAUCCCGCGCACUGUGGUCUCCAGGAGCCCGGAUGGGAGUCGCCAGCUGGCUGGAUACCUCUACCCCUUCAUGCGGAACUACGUGAGCACCAUCAACGCAACUCUCAGGAUCUGCUGGCGUCUGGUGCCCGAAGGCGGCACAAUUCAGUUGGGGGAAGUGGUCAGGCUCUCGGAGAUGCAUAAAGUGGACUUCCCACUGGGCAUCCAUGGCUUGGAGCACGGCUCGACGAGUCAGAACGUUCCCUUGGAGAUCUCCAGCUGGUUCCUGAUGCUGCCCAUGGAACCCAGUCUUCCUCGGGCUCAGUUCUUCAUCAUGCUGGGCUUUGAGAAACUAACGCCAGUGCUGCUGCUGCUGACCAUCCUGCUGAGCAGUGCCCAUCGCAUUGAGAUGGGCUUGCGGCCCAGCUGGCGCUGCUACGUCAUGGCGGACAGAAUCCUGCGAGGAGCACUGGCACAGGCAUUCUUCCUACCCCGCAGGCUGUCCUUCAAUCUAAUGCUUGUGUACGCGCUUAUCCUGCUGAAUGGAUUCACCUACAGCAACUAUGCCACCUCCCUUCUGGAGACGUGGUUCGUGCAUCCUCCAUCGGGGCAGCUAAUCUACAGCUGGGAGCAAAUGCGCUCCUUGAACCUGAAGGUCCUGAUUGUUCCCUCCGAGUUGAAUACCAUGACGAAAGCCCUGGGCAAGGAGUUCAUCGAGAGCAACAGCGAUCUCUUCGAGCUAUCCGACUCGGCGCGUUUCCAGGACAAGCGCUUGGCCAUGGACCAAUCCUAUGCCUAUCCCGUGACGUUCACCUUGUGGCCAUUGCUGGAGCACGCACAGAUCCGCCUGCCGAAGCCAGAGUUCCGGCGAUCCCGCGAGAUGGUGCUCAUACCCCUGCUCAUCAUGGCCAUGCCCCUGCCGAAGAACUCCAUGUUCCACAAGUCCCUGAAUCGGUACAGGGCCCUCACCCAGCAGAGCGGCUUGUACGAGUACUGGUUCAAGCGGAGCUUCGGCGAGCUAGUGGCCCUCCGGAAGAUCCACUACAAGGUGGAUGAUGGCCGGCAGACUUAUCGGGACCUCGAGUGGCAGGACUUCAGCUUUGUGUGGCUGGGCCUCGUGGCAGGAAGCAUCGCAAGUAUGCUGGUGCUGCUGGGCGAGAUUGGAUACCACAGGUGGCAAUCAAGACGAAACCAGCAUUGA
Molecule: messenger RNA, 1740 nt
Organism: Drosophila teissieri
Lineage: Eukaryota; Metazoa; Arthropoda; Insecta; Diptera; Drosophilidae
Gene: Ir60b
Exons: 1
Coding region: 1-1740 (579 amino acids)
Source: RefSeq, a predicted model, not a curated record